Molecule: messenger RNA, 1775 nt
Organism: Exaiptasia diaphana
Lineage: Eukaryota; Metazoa; Cnidaria; Anthozoa; Actiniaria; Aiptasiidae
Product: SET domain-containing protein 4
Exons: 2
Biological process (GO): peptidyl-lysine trimethylation; positive regulation of transcription by RNA polymerase II; peptidyl-lysine monomethylation
Molecular function (GO): transcription coactivator activity; protein binding; histone H3K4 methyltransferase activity
Source: RefSeq, a predicted model, not a curated record
AAACCUGUUGGAAUCAGAAAAGSGUCGAGUUCCUGUGGACGAACAUGGCGACRAAGAAGAACAAGAAYUCGUCAAAAACGCCCUCACGUUUUACUWGAUCCAGGCUAUAUCAAUUUACUAAAAUGGGCAAAGUAUAAUGGGGUUGUAUUUGACAAURUAAAGCCAGCGAUAUUCRAGGAUACUGGUCGAGGGAUGAUGGCUACCAGGAACAUUCGAAGUGGUGAAACUGUUAUAUCMGUCCCURUWACWCUUUUGAUAACACCGCAKACUGCACAUCAAAGCGUUAUAGGCACAAUAUGUCAGCAGAGCAUCUCAAACCGUGGUUUUAAGCUUUCAAAUAAGUCUUUAUUAUGUGUAUAUCUUGUGUAUUUGAGAUAUCUUGGAAGAAAGUCGUUUUGGKAUCCAUAUAUCAGAACUUUGCCAUGUGAAUUCAAUACACCCAGUUACUUUGAUGAACUCGAACUAGAUCUCUUACCCAAAUCAUGCUACAAGAAAUCUUUAGUUCAAAUAGAUGAACUUAAUAAAGCCUUUGAAGACAUUACAGAAAAUCUUUCMRAAACUUUGRAAGACUUUGAUUYRAGAUUUAAAAAUGCUUUGACAUUUGACAGUUUUAGAUGGGCAUGGUUUGUGGUCAACACUAGAUCAGUGUACUUAGAAAAUGGAAAGAUACAACAUCCUGGUUACCAUGGMGAURGYUGUCAUAGUGAUAACUUUGCACUGGCACCAKUAUUGGAUCUAUUGAAUCAUAGCGACAUAGCAGAUAUGCAAGCAGGAAUCAGCCAUGCCACCAAAACAUACACAAUCACUACGGUAACAGAGUACCACAAGGGAGAGCAAGUGUUUAUCAACUAUGGUCCUCAUGACAACAGCACUCUUYUAAUAGAGUAUGGCUUCAUUCUCCCUAAAAACAUCCACAAUUCAAUCAAGAUUAAUCCUUCGUGUGUAUAUCAUAUGCUUAACCUACCAAACACGUCUGCAGUUAAUAUGAAACUUGAAACUAUAAAGAGGAACAAUUUUGAGAAAGACUUCAGUUUUAGUUAUGAAAAUGGUGUAUCUUGGAACUUGCUCAUAGCUUUGAGAAUUCUGGCUUUGAAUGAUGCUGAAGUUUGUAACUGGACUCAAGUCUAUAAUGGUAAAAGAUGUAAAGAAGAAGUUAUUGUCUCUCAGUGGGUUGAUUUAAUAGUUUCAUCUACAUUGGAAAUUUUGGUCAAAGAAGACCAAAGUCUUGYAAUGGGAAAUACUUUGACUACAAAUAUGAAUCUAGCUCUAGAGCUUAGAAAACAAGAAAAAGAGAUACUGACAAAAAUCAUGRAAAGAGGUCUUAACCAAGAUUUGGAUACUAAAGUCACAGACUGAUUCAUUCUCCAGACUUCAGGUUUAAUCUGUCAUUUGUUAAUGCUUCCAAACUUACACUCCUGGUUUCCUGAGCAUGAGACUGAUUUCAUAAGUCAGAGUUUCCACUCAUUGGUUUUUGUGGUUACUGAACUAUUGGAAUAGUAGCCACUAUGCUGUAGCGUAAUGUCUUUACCGUAUUCAAAAUUCAGAAGUGGGCAAUGAAGAGUAUUUUAAUACUAAAUUAAAUUAAAAUAAAUUAAAUUAAAAUAUUGAAAAAUAAAUAUUAUUGACUUUCAAAAACAGAGUGAACUAGGAUUGACUUAUGGAAUCACCAGUCCUGUACUACUGGAUAUUUGCUGUAAUUGAAUUCUCUGAUCAAUCAAUAAUGAACACAGUUUGUAAUUUCAAUUUUAAUGGUGAAAUAUACUCGUAUAAAAAUC